Messenger RNA from Orbilia oligospora ATCC 24927, 5136 nucleotides. RefSeq lists its product as uncharacterized. The record is from RefSeq and is a predicted model, not a curated record. Gene Ontology annotation, cellular component: cell division site; plasma membrane; mitotic actomyosin contractile ring, proximal layer. NCBI's taxonomy places the organism in Eukaryota, Fungi, Ascomycota, Orbiliomycetes, Orbiliales, Orbiliaceae. Gene Ontology annotation, molecular function: phospholipid binding; protein binding. Gene Ontology annotation, biological process: cytoskeleton organization. Bases 1 to 5136 code for a protein of 1711 amino acids. The transcript has 6 exons.
AUGCCUGCCGUAGUCGGGGUAUCCGGCGGCCCUGGCGUGCCUUUGUCUUUCGCCAACAACUUUUGGGGAAAGGAUGACGCUGGUGUCGUGCCUCUACUCGAGCCCCGAGCGAAUAUUGAAGAUGAAUACGCCAAGAAACUUCUCGCCCUUUCACGCAAAAACCUCGGAUCGCAAGAAACAGGAUCUUUAAAAGCAAGCUUGGAUGUUGUCAAACUGGAGCUGGAAUCCAUCGGGAAGCAACAUGCUAAUGUCGCUGCCCAAAUGAAAAAUGAAUUGGACGAUGCAUUGACCGCUUUUACCGGCGCCAUGAGAGAGAGACGGAAAAUCGUCCAGCUUGGCGUUGAGAAGUUACUAAAAUCGAAAAUGUCUCAAACGAAUAGUGUCAAUAAGACAAGAGACCGCUACGAAAAAGACUGUCUUCUCAUCAAGAACUAUUUAGCACAAGGUCAUAUGGUUAUGGGGCAAGAGGAGCGAAAGAACAAGGCAAAACUCGAAAAGACCCAAGUCCAACUUACCGCCUCGAACAAUGAGUACGAAAACGCGAUCAAGACCCUCGAAGAAACAACCGCACGCUGGAAUAGGGAUUGGAAGGCAGCCUGCGACAAAUUCCAGGACCUUGAGGAGGAAAGGUUAGACUUCAUUAAAGCUAGCCUGUGGUCUUUUGCCAACAUUUCUUCAACCGUUUGCGUUACCGAUGAUGCAUCUUGCGAAAAGAUUCGUGUCUCGCUCGAGGAUUGUGAAGUGGAGAAAGACAUAGUUCAUUUCAUUCAGUCAAAAGGAACGGGUGGAGAGAUACCAGAUCCUCCAAAGUACAUAAAUUUCUGCAGAGGAGAUGUAUCUGAUGACGGCCAGUCCAUGGAUGAAGCAGGACAUAGUCUUGCGCAGUUCCCUCGUGAAGGAAAUCCAUCUUUUCGUUCGGCUUCCCCAAUCCCACCGCCGAUGAGUCUCGACCAAACCGUUGAAGAUGUUGAAGACGAAUCUGUGGGUAUUCCCGAAACAGUCACGACCUCUGCUCGUAGCCGGCGAAGCCAAAGCCGCGAGGCUCCGGCUAAAGCUAAGAGAAAGUCAGACACUCUUGUCGCUAAACUGAAGAAGUCGAGGUCUAAACCAGACAUUUCAGAAGCGAAGGAAGAGAAGAGGAGAGCAAAGGAAGAGAAAGAAGCCAGAAGGAAGUCACGCAGCACGCCAGAAUUUAGAGACGAGGAACCCUAUAGUCCCGGCGGAACAAGUGAUAGAACUCCGAAUAAAUCGCAUCGAGAGAGAGAACGGGAGAGGGAGAGAGAAAGAGAACGCGAGCUCGAGCGUGAGCGUGAGCGUGAAAGAGAAAGGGAACGUGAAAUGGAGUUGGAGAUGGAGAGGCAGAGAGAACUAGAGAGACAUAGGGAAAUGGAAAGGCACAGGGAGAUGGAGAGACAGAGAGAGAGGGAAAGGGACCACGGGGCAUCUUCAAGAGGGAGCAGGCAUUACGACGGUUCUAGAGACCAUGCAGAGUCAUAUUCCCAUGGAGGAAGAGAUAAUAGAGAUCAGCAAAGACAAGAUCCUUACGCAAAUGGCCCUUCAUAUUCACAGGCUCCAAGUCGACAAUCUGCCUAUAGCGAUUAUCCCGGGGACGGGAGGUAUUCCCGCCGACAACCAUCUGACCUUGGUUCGGCCGGUAGUCCAGAGCCCCGACCUCUAAGCAGUUAUGGUGGUAGCGAGUACUCCAACCCCACUAGCAUUUCUUCUGGAGACGCCUUCGACCAUGUGCAACAGCAAUUAGCAUACGAGCGGCAGCAAGCAGAGUCGAAGAGCCCCACCAAGAAGAAAGGCUUUUUAUCUCAUACCCCGUUUAGGAGACGGAGUAAGGACAAGGAACGUGAUCGUGGACGAAAUGGCUAUUCCCAAUCACCGCAAUACCAUGACCCCCAAAUGAUGGCGAUGAACCAGCAGCAGUAUCAUCAACAGCCUCCUCAAAAUCAGUGGCAACAGUCACACCCGCAACAACCUCCCCCCCCUCAAACUCAGCAACAAUACUACCAACAGCAACCCCAGCCGCAGCCUCAAGCACGACAGCAGCAAUCUACUGCACCAGUAUCCCACAGGCAAACAUGGUCUCCGCAUACUGCUCAACAGCAGACCCAACAAGCUCACCAAUACGGCCAACCUCAGCAAUCUACGCGGGCACUGCCAAACCAACCACCACAGUCUGCACCUCGCGCAGCGCCCAACUAUCAUUUUGAGACUACACCAGAGCCCGAACCAAUUGACCCGAGAGCCAGUGUUAUGUUGAAUAUCGGGGGCAACAUGUUUGACGUUACUGCUAGCCAGGCAAAAAACGAGCAGAGCUCUCGCAUUCCCACAAGGGCGGAGGAACCCCCUCCCCCAAUAGACGAUGAUAUUGAUCUUGACCCCAUCGCACAAGCUCUUGCAGAGCUGAAGGGGGUUCACAAAAGGGUCAAUACGAAUGCGAGAGCUACUGCAGAUAGGUUCUAUGGACUCCAGACACCCGCCCCACCUGCGACCCCCGGACUUGGAGGGAGAGAAGCCCGUGCCCCUCAGCUUCAAAGAACACAAAGUGAUUUGAGCUAUAUGGCUCCGCCUCCAGGGAAUCCACCGCCACGAAAUCCAACACCCCAAGCCAGAGCUCCAAGCCCCGCUCCGGUUGCAGCUCCCCAACAGCAAGCCCCCCCACCUCAGCAAUCCGCUCCUCUUCCUAUUCGCCAAGAGCCUCCUAAACAAAGUGCAUUAGGCUUACCCCCCCCUGCUUUCACAUCAGCUCAAAUGCAAAAAACAACCCAACGAUAUGUGAAUAAAGCUCAAAACCUUCUUAACAAUGAACAAAUCAUCCCCCCAGCUCAGCCUCAGGUAAAUCUCCGUCAAAGGUCUAAUACAGAUGAUAGACCACUUAGUCGGCAAAGCCAACGUGCUCUCCCAACCCCUUCAUCUGCAAAUGAAACGCUACAGCGAGCUGCUAGUCCUGCUAUUCAACAACGUAGCCAGUCUCCUCACCCGGGCCUUGUGGUGGCGGACCCAAUGACCGCGCUUGUACCAAUAAGCGCUGCCCCGCCACCCCCGCCACCUUCAGCAUCAUCCCGCCAGGCCCAAUAUCUCGCCACCCAAAGAGGACAGCAGAAUUCUUUUUUAGGCCAGCAACAGCUGCAGCAACAACAGCUGCAGCAGCAGGAAGAAGCGCGGAGACAAGCACAGGCACAAGCGGAGCUACAAGCCCAGCAAGAGGCCCAAGCUAGAGCCAGGGCUGAAUCUGAGGCCCGAGCUCGAGAAGCCCAAGCACGUGCUCAAGCUGAGGCCAGAGCUCAAGCUGAAGCACGAGAAAAAGCUGAAGCUGAAGCCAAGGCUAGAAACCAGGCGGAAGCGCAAGCUAAAGCAGAGGCACAGGCUAGGGCCCAGGCUGAAGCACAAGCUCGCGCGAAAGCAGAGGCUCAAGCAAAAGCAGAAGCGGAGGCUCGUGCACUUGCUGAAGCAGAGACCCUCGAAAACCAGCGUCGAGAACAGCAACAAGCUCAGGCCCAGGCCCAGGCGCAAGCUAGAGCCCACGCAGAAGCCCAGAGGCAGCAGGAGUUGUUACUCGAGCAGCAGAGGAAGAUGGAUGAGCAACGGAAAGCCGCUGAGCAAAAACGACAACAGUUGGAGAUGCAAAAGCAGCAGGAGCAACAUGAGGCCCAGCUUAGAGAGCAACAGGCUCGUGAACAGCAGCUCCAAGAGCAGCAAAUGCGUGAACAGCAACUCAAAGAGCAAGAAGAGCAGCUUAGAGAGCAACAGCUUAGAGAGCAGCAACUCAAGGAGCAGCAAUUCAAGGAGCAGCAAUUCAAGGAACAACAAUUAAGAGAACAGCAGAUGAGAGAGCAGCAAAUAAGAGAGCAGCAAAUGAAGGAGCAGCAAAUCAAGGAACAGCAAGCCCGUGAGCAGCAGAUCCGGGAGCAACAAGCCCGAGAGCAACAAGCCCGAGAGCAACAAGCCCGAGAGCAGCAACUUAGAGAGGAAGAAGCUCGAGAGCAACAACUCAAGGAAGAGCAGCUUCGGGAACAGCAUGCUCGAGAACAACAACAACAGCGGGAGCAGCAAAUGAGAGAACAACAGGCCCGCGAGCAGCAGCUUAGGGAGCAGCAGCAGCAGGAACAGCAGAUGAAAGAACAGAGGCUAAGGGAACAGCAGCUAAGAGAGCAAAAGCUUCGUGAACAGCAAAUUAGGGACCAGCAACUUCGCGAACAGCAACUUAAAGAGCAGCAGUUGAAGGAGCAGCAAUUGCGGGAGCAACAAUUGCGAGAACAACAGCUCCGUGAACAAAAGGAACAGCAGCUUAAAGAACAACAGCUUAGGGAGCAGCAACUAAAGCGGGAGCGGGAAGAGCAAGCCGCCCGAGAACUCCAAAUGAAGGAAAAACAACGGCAGCGCGAACUCCAAGAGCAACAACGUCAAAGGGAGAUGCAGAGGCAACAGGAGGAGCAGCGGCAAAGGGAGUUACAAGCACAGCAGCAAAGGCAGCGCGAACUGCAAAUGCAGCAGCAGCAGCAACAAGCCCAGAUGCAGAGGCCUCAAAUGCCAGCCGCUCAGAUGAGUCGCCCUGUAUCACCUGCUAUGCAAAAUCAAAUGAGAACUUCCUCACCAGCUCCGAUGAGAGCGAAAUCCCCAGUCCCGCCCGCUAUGCAGCAUUCACCCCAUAUGGGUUUUCGUGGGACAUCUCCAUCGCCGGUCCCUACGGGAAUGAUGAACGAUAAUCGACCUGUCAGUCAGCAGAGUAGUAACACCUUUGUUAGUGCCAACAUGGAAGCCGACAUGCGACCUGGAAGUAGGAUGACGAUGAAUGAAAGGCCAAGAAGCUCAUACGGGUUGAAUGCCGAGACUGGGGCCGUCGUCUUACCCGGCGGACCGGAGCAGGAAACUGGAAUCGAGCUAAGAGAUCCAACUAGACAAUAUAGCAGGGACGGGAGGCCGGUUCUUCAAUAUGCCCGCGCGAGAUAUACUUUCACUGCAACGAUUCCUAUUGAGCUAUCGUUCGAAAAGAUGGAUAUUUUGGCAAUCUUGAGAACACAGGAUGAUGGGUGGUGGGAAGCCGAGAUUGUGGGCGAUCUACCGCCUAGUGCUCAAGCAAGGGACUUUAUAGGAUUGGUGCCUUCGAAUUACCUUGCCCCGUUGUAA